ACUAAUCAUGUCACUGAUCGAUCGAUGGCUACCUCAUUUGCUAAACUCGUUGCCUCUAAUCCUCUCAAGCCCAGAUCUAUCGCCUUGUUCCGUCCUGUAGCAAGAAUACCUUCUCGUUUCUGCAGCACUAAAACGAAUAUCGAUCAAGUGAAUAACAAUCUAACGCUAGAAGGCAGAUGGCAAGAGGAUACUUUCCAUUGUAUCCAAGAUAUAUACAAGAGGCCUUUUUGUUCUCGACUCUCAGCAACUAGGAAUUUGGCGCGUUUGCUAAACCAGCUGGAUGCGGAAAUCCAUGCUUAUCCAGCCUGUGAAUGUCUUAGGUGGGAUGUGAUGGAGGAUGCUAAAGCCCUCUACCUAAUCCGCGAUAUGUCUGAUACUACCGGUACAAUAGAGCCGGGGGAAUAUACUAAUUUUAAUUAUGACGCUGGGCGAUCAGACGUCUUUGGUUGCGUGCGUGUGUAUGAUUGGACAUAUUUGAUUCGUAUCGUUGUAGGACAAAAAGGCCCAACUCCUGGGAUCACUUAUGGAGGGUUCUUGAUCUGCAUUGAGUUACCGGAAAAUGUUUUUGUGCACCAAUAUAAAGUUAGAACUAUGAAUGUGAUGAAUGGGGUAUUGAAGAUAACUAUCCCUAAACAAGAAGAUAAGUGGAUCCACACAAUCAAAACAAAAAUAGAUAUAUUUCGUCCGUUAUAGAUGGUGUCUGAAGUAUCAUUGACAUGACCUGGAGCACGUGAGGUGUUAAUGGAGAUGAGAUAAUGUUCGUAAAUUACAGUAUCAAACAUAAAUCUAUCCACAUAUAAAUAAUCUUAGUGAAGUUAUUGAACCAUAUUGAUCAACCAUUUGUUUUUGAACAGGGACAAUUUAUGCCUAUUACAUAAUAAUAGUAAG
This is a messenger RNA of Erigeron canadensis, 888 nucleotides long. RefSeq lists its product as uncharacterized. Lineage: Eukaryota; Viridiplantae; Streptophyta; Magnoliopsida; Asterales; Asteraceae. The transcript is spliced from 4 exons. The coding region runs from base 25 to 693 and encodes 222 amino acids. The record is from RefSeq and is a predicted model, not a curated record.